UCCGCGCUGUCCCGGCGGAGCAGCUCGAGCAUCACUGGGCAGCGACAUCAGCGGCACCGCGGAGCGGCUUUAUACCGGGGAACCGGCGGCACGUGUGUGACUGCGCAGAUCAGACCUUCAUCAUCAUCAUCAUCAUCUGUACCACCUCCUUCAUCAUCCUCAGCAUCCUCAUCCUCAGCAUCCUCAGCACCAGCGGCUUCUCAUCGCGGAGUUGAGCUGCACCUCACAUCUCAGAGGAUCUGUUUCACCAUCUGAAAAGCCGUCAAAUCGUUCCGGACACGAACUGCGGUCAGAUCGGUGACCCGUCCGACUGGAACCAUGUGGGCUCGACUGGGAGCGGCCUGGAUCUGGACCUACAUACUACUGGUGCACGUCUGGGCUCAAAGUUCUAAUCAGAACGGAUCAGACGAGCAGAAGGACAACACCACCGUCUUCACCCGAAUCCUCGACAGUUUACUGGAUGGAUACGAUAAUCGUCUCAGACCAGGACUGGGAGAGCGCGUGACGGAGGUGAAGACGGACAUUUUUGUGACGAGUAUCGGGCCGGUCUCUGAUCACGACAUGGAGUACACCAUCGACGUGUUCUUCAGGCAGAGCUGGAAGGACGAGCGUCUGAAGUUUAAGGGCCCGAUGGCGAUUCUGCGUCUCAAUAAUCUGAUGGCCAGUAAGAUCUGGACCCCCGACACCUUCUUCCACAACGGCAAGAAAUCUGUGGCGCACAACAUGACCAUGCCCAACAAACUGCUGCGCAUCACCGAGGAGGGAACGCUGCUCUACACCAUGAGACUGACGGUGAGAGCCGAGUGCCCCAUGCACCUCGAGGACUUCCCUAUGGAUGCCCACGCCUGCCCCCUGAAAUUCGGCAGCUACGCCUACACCCGCGCUGAGGUUGUGUACGUGUGGACCAGGGGCGCCGCCCAGUCGGUGGUGGUAGCUGAAGAUGGAUCCCGACUCAAUCAGUACGACCUGCUGGGGCAGACGGUGGAUUCGGGCGUCGUCCAGUCCAGCACCGGCGAGUACGUCGUCAUGACGACACACUUCCACCUGAAGAGGAAGAUCGGAUAUUUCGUUAUCCAGACGUACCUGCCGUGCAUCAUGACCGUCAUCCUGUCACAGGUCUCGUUCUGGCUCAACCGCGAGUCUGUCCCUGCCAGGACCGUGUUCGGAGUGACCACCGUACUCACCAUGACAACGCUCAGUAUUAGCGCCAGGAACUCGCUACCCAAGGUCGCCUACGCCACCGCCAUGGACUGGUUCAUCGCCGUCUGCUACGCCUUCGUCUUCUCCGCCCUCAUCGAAUUCGCCACCGUCAACUACUUCACCAAGAGGGGGUACGCCUGGGACGGCAAGAGCGUCGUACCCGAGAAGCAAAAGAAGAGGAAGGAGUCGCUGCUGAAGAAGAACAACACCUACACCGCCGCCACGGCAACCUCCUUCGCCCCCAACAUCGCCCGGGACCCCGGCCUCGCCACCAUCGCCAAGAGCGCCCCACCCCCGCCCACCGAGCCCAAAGAGGAACCCAAACCCAAACCGGCCGAGGCCAAGAAAACCUUCAACAGCGAGAGCAAGAUCGACCGGAUCGCCAGGAUAGCGUUCCCGCUGCUGUUCGGCACCUUUAACCUGGUGUACUGGGCCACGUACCUGAAUAAAAAACCCAAAAUCAAGGGGGCGCUGCAGCCGCACUAAUCCUCACGCGCCGACUUAUUGCGCCGUGUUUCUUCCUCUGUUUGUUUUCCGUCUCUUUACUUUCCACGUCUCUUCAAAAAAAAAAAAUACUAAUAAAUAAUCGUGGUGGUCGCGGGUCUUCGUAUCAUCAUCACCCCCGGCGUAAUUUAGCUUCCUACGUUGUUUAUGGAUCAUCACGGUUCCAUCACGCCACCGUCUGCAUGAGUCCCGCCCUCUCUCCGUUUACGUUUACG
Messenger RNA from Trichomycterus rosablanca, 1919 nucleotides. RefSeq names its product gamma-aminobutyric acid type A receptor subunit alpha1 (gene gabra1). Gene Ontology annotation, cellular component: synapse; plasma membrane; dendrite membrane. NCBI's taxonomy places the organism in Eukaryota, Metazoa, Chordata, Actinopteri, Siluriformes, Trichomycteridae. The transcript has 10 exons. Gene Ontology annotation, molecular function: benzodiazepine receptor activity; GABA-gated chloride ion channel activity; GABA-A receptor activity. The record is from RefSeq and is a predicted model, not a curated record. Gene Ontology annotation, biological process: nervous system process; regulation of postsynaptic membrane potential; chloride transmembrane transport. Bases 319 to 1686 code for a protein of 455 amino acids.